AUGGAGGAAGCUCAAGUCCAUCAUUUACGAGUCUCUCCCGCAGGCCCAGACGGUGAUGGUACCCUUUCAGUUGUGCCAAAUGCCAAGGGAAUGUCCGACGAAGAAAUGCGAGAACUUGCCUUAAGCUACGGCCACAUAAGCGGGUUCGUCUUCCCCACACGAGAAGGCUCAGACUUGGACUACGAGAUCCGCAUCUGGCAUCCAUAUUACGAACUAGAGAAGUGUGCCCACGCAAUGAUAGGAACUGUGUGGCUACUGUCAAAGCUUGGGAUGAUGCCGCGGGACGACCUCCGCAUCGUGACCAAGAUCGGUCGUAUUGAAGCUCGGAUCACGAAGACUGCCGACAAUACAGACAGCACAAACGACGGCAUCUGGGUUGAAUUCUCUAACCCGACAUGUUCAGUCAUGGACAACAUGGACAAGAAACACGCCGACGCCAUACUGUCUGGUUUGGAUAUCUCGAGAGAUGACAUUGUACCUGGAGCAGCAAUUCAGAAUGCCGGCACGAACAAGAUGGUGAAGACGCUGGUUCCGAUCGAAUCGAUUGCGAAAUUGCAUGAUUUGGAAGUCGAAUACAAUCUCGUCAAGAAGCUUCUUGGCAAGAUUAAAAGCAAUGGUUUGUGUCUGUAUGCCAUCGCUAAUCACGAACGGCAGGAUGGCCAUUGGGAGGAUACUGCGACUGCUUUGGCUUUUGGGAUGCUGAUUAAUGAGCUUGUCGACAACCCUCAUGGGACACUUAAGAUUAGGCAGGUUUGGAACCAGGACCGUCAUCGUGAGAUUAGUUUAAGGUUCAGGAAAUGGGGUAGUAGCGUUGAUGGCUGUUGGAUUGGAGGCACAGCCAAGUUUGAGACUGAGAAGAGAGAGACUGGAAAGACAGGGACCUGGGAGACUGAUACUGAAUAG
This is a messenger RNA of Penicillium samsonianum, 903 nucleotides long. Its product is annotated as PhzF family phenazine biosynthesis protein. The transcript has 2 exons. Bases 1 to 903 code for a protein of 300 amino acids. Lineage: Eukaryota; Fungi; Ascomycota; Eurotiomycetes; Eurotiales; Aspergillaceae. Gene Ontology annotation, biological process: biosynthetic process. Gene Ontology annotation, molecular function: catalytic activity. The record is from RefSeq and is a predicted model, not a curated record.